This is a messenger RNA of Zonotrichia albicollis (white-throated sparrow), 1727 nucleotides long. Its product is annotated as carnosine N-methyltransferase 2. Gene Ontology annotation, molecular function: N-methyltransferase activity. NCBI's taxonomy places the organism in Eukaryota, Metazoa, Chordata, Aves, Passeriformes, Passerellidae. The record is from RefSeq and is a predicted model, not a curated record.
GACACGGGGAGGGAGCAGCACCCGUGGGUGUACAAGGAGGCUCCCCCAUUGCAGGGCUCCAGGCUGCUGGACGUGUCUGGGCACUCCGGGAGGUCCGGCAGAGCCGAGCCGAGCCGAGCCGUGCGGGACAUGCUGGCCUGGCCUGGCUGAGCCCGGCCCCGGCCCCGCUGCCGGUCACGGAACCGCAGCGACCCGGACCCACGAGGAUCUGAUAUCAGCGCAGCCCCGUGUCCGGACCCACGAGGAUCUGAUAUCAGCGCAGCCCCGUGUCCGGAUCCACGAGGACCCUCAGCACAGCAUCCAGCCAGCAUGGAGCCGGCUCCGGAGCUGAAGAGGAAUAGUUUCCCCAGCAUGAACUUUGAAGCAGAGAUUCUGACAACACCACACGAUAAUUCAGAGCUCUACAUGAUCCCUGCCAUGAGAAGCCUCACGGCUGAGGAGUAUGUGGAGGCCUUUAAGGUGUUCUUGGAGCACUCAACAGAGCACCAGUGCAUGGAUGAGUUCAACAGGGAACAAAUGCCCACCAUCGUGGCUGGUCUGGGCACUGGAAAAUCGACCCUCAGCGUUCUGGGAGUUGGGAGUGGCACAGGUGAGCAGGAUUUGAAAAUGAUCAGGAUACUGCAGGCUGUGCACCCAGGGGUCUUUAUUGACAAUGAGAUUGUGGAGCCCAACCCACAGCACGUGGCAGCUUACAAAGAGCUGGUGAAUCAAGCUCCAGACCUGCAGAAUGUUUCUUUUAUUUGGCACCAGCUCACUUCCUUGGAGUAUGAACAGCAGGUGAAGGAGAGAGGCACACAUAAGAAAUUUGACUUCAUCCAUAUGAUCCAGAUGCUGUACCGUGUGGAGGAUAUUCGCAGUACUAUCAAGUUUUUCCACAGCUGCCUUGACCAUCAUGGUAAACUCCUGAUCAUAAUUUUGUCAGACAGCAGCGGCUGGGCCAGCCUGUGGAAGAAGCACAGAGACUGCCUGCCCUCCACCGACAGCGGCCACUACAUCACCUGCAGCGGCAUCACCGAGGUGCUGCAGAGCCUGGGCGUGCAGCACCGCGUCUACGAGCUGCCCUCCGGCUGGGACAUCACCGAGUGCUUCAGCGAGGGGGACGCGGUGGGCGGCCGCAUGAUGGAUUUCCUGACGGGCACCAAGAACUUCCUGGGCACGGCCCCGCCGGCGCUGCGGCGGCGGCUGCAGGCGGCCCUGCGGCAGCCCGAGUGCAGCAGCACCAGGGACGGCAGGGUCAUCUUCAGCAACAACCUCAGCAUGAUCGUCGUGGAGUCCUAGAGCCUGCAGUGUGCCUGGACUUGUAUUUAACACUGUGCUCCUGCCUGUGAUUUCAGUGGGAGUUGCACUUUGUGCGGGCAGCGCGUUUGCACAGCCACGGACGGGUGUGCGCGGCCUGGGCGGCUGUGAGGGGUGGCGGCCCCCUCACAAAGCUGCUGCUGCCGUGUGUGCCACUGAUGCCUUCUGUCCCCUCUGGGUCACCAGGAACUGAUUAAUGUGAAGGCUGACCUAGAGCAGAGACUGGACAGAGCUAAAGAAUGAAGUAGGGAUUUAUUAAACUGCCUCAAUGAAUGCACCUUGGACAGCACAAGAGCCCAGCCAGGGCUGUACCAAAAUGGUCACAAAAUGCAUGAGCGCUCAUGGGGUCUCUCAUAAGUUCUGCUCCAUUUGCAUAUUGGAGUUAAUUGUCCAAUUCCAGCUUUAGAUUAUGAAGUCCCAUCCUGCUUGUU